Messenger RNA from Populus euphratica (Euphrates poplar), 1221 nucleotides. Its product is annotated as elongation factor. NCBI's taxonomy places the organism in Eukaryota, Viridiplantae, Streptophyta, Magnoliopsida, Malpighiales, Salicaceae. Bases 161 to 979 code for a protein of 272 amino acids. The transcript is spliced from 6 exons. The record is from RefSeq and is a predicted model, not a curated record.
CCAUUACCCGCUGCGGCUGGGGUAACUAUAUUUAUGUGAAAAUAACCUCCUUAUCCCUCCCGAGCUCUGUCGCAACUCGCAACUAUACUUGAUACUGGGAACACGCAACAAAUCAUACAACGUUGAGCACCGACAAAAUCCCUGUCCAACAAAAGUUUCCAUGGGAGGCCACGGCGCUGUUGAGGUAGCGAAGACGGUCAUCGAGGUGGCUGACGUGGCUUGGAAAGCAAUGGAAUUCACCCAACAUCAUCACCUCCACGAAAUUCACCAGCAUGAAUCAGCUCACGACACCAAAAGUAAUUCAGUGGAUGAAGAAUUGGAGUCUUUAAGAUCGGAGAAUAAGCGUUUGAAGGAUUUGCUUGAGCACAACUUGAAACUCCUCCAAAGUUUAUCUGAAUCUCCUUGCUUACUAAACGAUUGCCCUCCUCAUCUGUACAGCCGUCUAGUAGCUACUGUGGAUUCUGAGAAUUUCUUGACUAAAAUUAAAUCCCUCCAGCAGGCAUCAGUUAAUGAAACCGGUAUUCAAUUCCCUUUUAAGGAGGCUACAGGGGAUGAUAUGCAAUUAGUUGAGGUUCUAAUCAAUGUUGAUGGCAAAGAACCUAGUCGGUGGGUUUGGGUGACAGAAGACAUGGUUCCUAGCAAUGUUGAAGAGCGGAGUGGUAUUGAUGAUGAGAAUUAUGUGGUGGUGACUGAGGAACGUGUGGUGGAUGGGGUUGCUAACUUCAUGGCUAAAUGCAUUGUAGCAAACCCAAAGGCACAGAAUUUGACACCAGAGGAGCUGCAGAAAAUUUUGGCAAAAGCUCUGGGCGGUGUGAGCAAAUUGGAAAAAGUGUUUGGUAUCUGGCAUGCUGGGACCAUGUUUUAUACCCUGGGGACCUGGGGGCUGGCUUUGGCAGGAUUGUAUCGUAGCCGAGCUGUAUUGAGGCUUGCAGCAGGGGGCAUUCACGCAUCCAGCAAAGUUGUUUUGAAGGCCCUAUAAAGAUGGCCAUUCCAAUCCGAAUGAACAAAUUGUAUCAUAAUUGAUGUGGAUUUCUUGGGAGCUUCAAGCGUCUCAGCUGUGUGCAAAUUGAAAAACUCGUGAUUCUUCACCUCGCAUCCUCCUUGCUUCUGUUAUUGUAAAUGUUUGUAAAUAACUUUGGCUUUCUGUUUGCAACUCAUUCAGUUAAAAUGAUUGGAUGCUUAAUUAUUAUAAUACAAGUUCCAAUUGUGUGCACAGACAAA